GUGAGCUCCCAUGUCCUCUGUCAUGUGGAGCAGCCGGAGGAGACCUGCUGAGGAUGGAGGCAGGCUGAAAAGUCUGGUCAACUUUGUGACAGGCCGGUCGGUGUACGUGUGUGCGCACAGUUCACACCUACAGGUGGUAGCAAGGCACGAAAAUGGAUCCCCGUUUUGAUUUGAAGUAUCGUCCACAAGAUUCUGGUGUCUUAAACCAACAUAAGGAAGACAAGAAAAGAAAAAUAAGAAAUUCCCACAAUGUAGCAGAAGGAUCCUAUGGUGUCAGCAUCAGAGUUCAAGGAAUUGAUGGCCAUCCAUUUAUUGUUUUAAAUAAUAAAGAAGGACAUAUUUCACGUAAUUCUUCAGUGCCUGAAUUGGAUCGUCUUUCGCAAAACAGAUCAGUACUGAAUUCAAAGAACAGUCAAAAUUCCCUAAAGGACGAUAUUGAGGAUUUCCCAGAGAACCCAUACAAACCAGUGAGUAAUAUGUCAAAUAAAGGAUACCAUGUACGAUCUGGAAAUGGCACUUUGGAAUUAAAGGAAGGACCCCUAAAAACAAACCUGUUAAAUUUUCAAAGACAUCCUGAGCUUUUGAAACCAUAUGAUCCAAAUGGGCAUUCAUUGAACAUAGACGGUUAUAAGAAGUCUACGAGUACAAUAACGUUAUCUCCCACAGAGAAAGAAAAUAAGAAAGAUUAUAUGCCUUUUAUGUCACCGCUUAAAGAUUCAGUGAUAAAAAGUGUGUCAACAAGCCUGGUGGAUGGCAAGGACAAAUAUGCCAAGCAAGAAACCCAAGAGAGAGUGCUAUUAGUUAAUACUAGUAUUUUGAGCAGUGCUAGUGACAUUUGUACUUCCGAGUCUUUUACUUCCAGUAAUGGAUCACCUUAUAGUACAAAUUCUACAGCUGAAUCUAGAAAGACCAGACCUGAUGUUCUCCAGUUCAGAAGACAAGAUUCAGCUGGGCCAGUUCUUGAGGGAUCUCGAUCACGUAGGUCUUCCUGUUCCUCAGCAACUGCAACCUCCUCUCAUUCUUUGCAAAAAUUUUGGCUAGAAGAACAAGAAGAUGCUCUCUAUGCAGAUAACGUAAACCGUCAUGAAAACCGGAGAUAUAUUCCUUUUGUCCCUGGGACGGGCCGUGAUAUCGACACUGGAUGUAUUCCAGGUGUUGAUGAGUUGAUUGAAAAGUUUGAUUCAAAUACUCCUGUGCAAAGAAGAGGCAGAUCAGCUAAAAGGAAUAGGAUUAAUCCAGAGGACCGAAAAAGGGCCAGGAGUGUAGACAGCGCAUUACCCUUUGGUCUUCAAGGUAAUUCAGAUUACUUAAAUGAGUUCAGUAGAAAUUUGGGGAAAUCAAAUGAACAUUUGCUGAGGCCAUCACAGAUUUGUCAACAGAAAUCCCACACACAAAAUUAUAAACUACCCUUCAAGAGACAGAACACCACUGGAAGCCUUGCCAGCCAAACAGCGCCAACCGAAAGUGUUCAUAGGCAAACCUACAGGUCGCUGCCAUUUCAGAAGGACAUUAAGAAUAACCGAGUAACCUCCUUGGAUGAAACCGAUUCAGCCACACUACCAAGACAAAGCAAAAGUAACGGAGAACUUACAACUAUGACAUCCACACUAAAGUUACAGAACAGACUUGCUGUCCCAUCUGAUGAGGGAAAUAGGAAGCUGAAUGCGCACACUACAGGUCAAAGUGCACAGGCAACACCAGAUCUUUUGAAGGGACAGCAGCAACUUGCACAGCAGACUAAUGAGGAAACUGCAAAACAAAUACUAUUUAACUACCUGAAAGAAGGGAGCCAUGAUAAUGACGAUGCAACAAAAAGAAAAGUGAAUUUGGUUUUUGAAAAAAUUCAGACCUUAAAAUCUCGAGCAUCCACAGUGCAGACCCCAGACCCAACAACUGAAAUAAAGCUUUUGUCGGAUCAGAAAAAUGAACUUGAAAAGAAGGUUGUCACCCUCCAGAGAAAACUUGAUGACCAUAUUAAGAAUCAGGAAAGUAACAAAGAGGAGAAAUAUAAGACAAAGGCCGAUCUUAAAGACAUUCAAGAACAACUUGAACGCAGCAUGGAAGAAAAUUUAUCUCUUCGUGGGAAACUUGGGGAGAGUGAGAGAGAAUUAAGAAAACAUCUAGAAGAAUUGUUUGAGCUGAAGAUGGAGCAAGAGCAGUAUCAGACUGAGAUCCGAGACCUGCAGGAGCAGCUGUCAGAAAUGCAUGACGAGUUAGAUAAUGCAAAGCGAUUGGUUGUCGAUGAUGGGGAGAGAGAAGCUUUGAUACAGGAUCUUAUGCACAUGAAACAAGGAGUUCAAGAAUUGCUGAUGGCCAGGGAAGAACAAGAAGACUUGUUAAAAAAGAGAGAGCGUGAACUUACGGCGCUAAAGGGAGCCCUGAAAGAAGAGGUAUCCAGCCAUGAUCAGGAGAUUGAUAAACUCAAGGAGCAGUAUGAGAAAGAGCUAAAGAAGAUGCGAGAGAGUCUGGAAGAGGCAGUAAAGAAUACACGUGAUCUUUCCGGCCAGAAGAAUGAAGCAGAUGAAGUAAAACUGGUAUUUCAAAACAGGGCAAAAAGUUUGUUGCAAGAAAAUGAAGAACUGAAACAGAAGAUACAACAACUGGAAUUCAGAAUAACCGAGCUUCACCAGAAAAUCAAUGAACUGAAUGAAGACAAUGACAGAAUAAAAGAGAGGCUGAAGAAAACAGAAAAAGAAAAGCAACAACUGGCUGAAGCUUUGGAUGAAGCUAAUGAACAGGAGAGAGAAGCUCUGGAGUUCUCCCGAGGGCUGGAAAAUCAACUUGAGGACACAAAGAGAAGCCUUAAUAGGAUCAGCCAUGAACAUCAACAGCUAUCCGAAAGGUUAAAAGAUGAAUCUUAUCAGAAAGAACAACUAAGAAACCUGAAAAAUGAAAUGGAGAGUGAACGCUGGCAGCUGGACAAGACCAUUGAGCGAUUACAGAAAGAGGUAUCAGAGCAUGUUGAGUUUUCACGGACGUCCACAGUGGAGCUUCAGAAGCAGUUUGAUGACUAUAAAGAAAAAAAUCGUAGAGACAAUGGUGAAAUGCAAAGACAGCUAAAAGAUAAAAUCCUGGAGUUGGAGAGGUGCAACCAGACAAUUAGAAAACUACAAGAGGAGAUCAGACAUUUGGAAGAAAAUUUACAAGACCACCAGAGAGCUCAUGAUGAGUCGCUGACCAAGAACCAUCUCCUACAACAGACUAUUAAAGAUCUUCAGUAUGAACUGGAUGCCAAAAACCAUAUGAAAGAUGAUCGUUUAAAACAAGUGAAGUCAAUGGAGGACAAGCUAUCCCAGUUAGAGUUGGAACUCGAUGAAGAGAAGAACAAUUCAGACUUGUUGCUGGAAAGGAUAACUCGAUGCAGAGAACAGAUUGAACAAAUGAGGGGAGAACUACUUCAUGAGCGUGCGGCAAGGCAAGAUCUGGAGUGUGAUAAAAUGUCCUUGGAGAGGCAGAACAAAGAUCUGAAGAGCAGAAUUGCGCAUCUUGAAACUUCACAUCGAUCCAAUAAAGAAGGGCUUGUUGCUCAGAUGGAGGGAAGAAUAGCAGAGUUGGAAGAACGCCUGGAAAAUGAAGAAAGGGACCGGGCAAAUCUCCAACUGAACAACCGCAGGCUGGAAAGGAAGGUGAAAGAGUUAAUGAUGCAGGUCGAUGAUGAAAAUCUCACUUUAACAGAUCAGAAAGAUCAGCUAAGUUUACGAUUGAAAUCAAUGAAGCGGCAAGUUGAAGAAGCAGAGGAAGAAAUAGAUCGAUUAGAAGGUGCCAAAAAGAAGCUUCAAAGAGAUUUGGAGGAACAAGUUGACAUCAAUGAGCAGCUACAAGCACAGCUAAACUCAGCAAAGAAGGAGCUGAGUAGACGCAGAUGUUCACCAAGCAAGAUGUUGAAUGACUUGGAGGAUGAUGAUGAUCUGAGCACUGACGGAGACAGUCUUUAUGAAUCUUCUGUAUAUAAAUUUCAUAGAGAUGAUGUCUUAACCGCCUAAUUUGGAUCUGUCAUUUGGACUAU
This is a messenger RNA of Bufo gargarizans (Asiatic toad), 4006 nucleotides long. RefSeq names its product cingulin like 1 (gene CGNL1). The record is from RefSeq and is a predicted model, not a curated record. Bases 153 to 3983 code for a protein of 1276 amino acids. NCBI's taxonomy places the organism in Eukaryota, Metazoa, Chordata, Amphibia, Anura, Bufonidae. Gene Ontology annotation, cellular component: myosin complex. The transcript has 19 exons.